Molecule: messenger RNA, 2306 nt
Organism: Cimex lectularius (bed bug)
Lineage: Eukaryota; Metazoa; Arthropoda; Insecta; Hemiptera; Cimicidae
Gene: Orc3
Product: origin recognition complex subunit 3
Exons: 15
Coding region: 112-2163 (683 amino acids)
Biological process (GO): DNA replication initiation; DNA replication
Cellular component (GO): nuclear origin of replication recognition complex; nuclear pre-replicative complex; DNA replication preinitiation complex
Molecular function (GO): DNA replication origin binding
Source: RefSeq, a predicted model, not a curated record
UAUUGCCAAUGAAGAAGCCACUUGUUGAACAAUAAUCAAUUGAAAAAUAUUUAUUAAUUAAUAAUAAUAUUUUAUUUAUUAUUUAAUAUUGUUAUAUUUAUUUGGGAAACUAUGUCAGAAACACAAUCCGUCUCACAGGGAUGUUUUGCUUUUCGGCCCAAAGCUUUGAACGGGAAGAAGAAAGUAUUGCUUCCAGACCCCUUGAACAUUUUUUCAAAACAAUUAUGGCACAAUUCUUAUAAAAGGAUAUGGGAAAGUAUCGAAAAGAAAAUUGAGAACAUUGAUGAUAGUGUCACAGAGUCCCUUUUGAAAGAUUUGGUCAAUUUUAUUUCUGACGCUCCCCCUUCACAGCAAAUCCCGACAGCUGCUAUUCUUACAGGUAUCAAUUUGCCGGACCACAACUUGCUUUUUGGCCGGUUGGAGCAGAAGUUGAAGGCCGAAGGGGUCGCCAGAAGCGUAGCUACUCUUAGGUCUGCCGAUUGCGUUUCGGUUCGGCACACGGUUGAAAGAGCCGUCGGACAGCUCAUAUCCUGCCCUGAACAGAUUGAAGAGACAGUGGAUAGCAGCGAUGAGGAAGAAAAUGUAAAAUUGAAGAGGUAUCAAUGCACUCUACCUAGACUUGUCGAAUGGUAUACAAACCCAAACUCUAGAAGCCCUCCGAAAAAAGUUAAAACAUCCGAAAAGAAACUAAUAAUCAUCAUUAAAGAUUUUGAAACGUUUUCUGAUAGAAUUUUACAUGAUUUUAUUCAAAUUUUAAGUGGUUAUCGAGAUCGUCUACCUAUUAUUUUAAUCUUUGGAAUUGCAACCACAAUAACAGCACUUUCAGAUAUCUUGAACCAUAAAACCACUUCAAGACUUCUGUUAAAAACUUUUCAGUCACAACCAUCUGUCUAUUUCCUUAACAACACAUUGAAUAAAAUUUUCCUGACUCCGGAAUGUCCUUUUCAGUUGAGUAGGAAGUUAUUACAGUUCUUCACAAAUGUCUUCCUUUUCUAUGAUUUCUCAGUCAAUCGUUUUAUCCAGGCCAUUAAGUACUGCCUCAUGGAACAUUUCCGCGAAGGCCAACAGACCAUCGGCUUACUAUGUACGACCGAGGAGAACAUCAACGAUGCUGUCGGAAUGCUCAAACAUGAUGACCUCGAAUGGAUAAGAAAUCUGGAGUCUUUUAAAAACUACGUGAAAACAGAAGCUGAUGAGCAGAUGACGAAAAACGAUGAGCACACAAGGUUGGAAGUGUUGAGGCUGAUGCUUGGACUCAAAACAUCCAUAAAAGAGUUCUAUGUAGGAUUGAACCUUCUGCACAUCCUCGUAUCUAACUUGCCUCAAGCGCCAUUGGGAAAACAUUUUAGAGAGAUAUACUGUACAGCUUUAAAUAAGGAUAUUACAAAAUUACCAGAAUAUAAGGAAUGCAGGCAACUCCUAGGGUUUUUGUCUAAAGAGAAAUUAAUUGACAAAUUGGAAAAGUUACUGAUGUAUUUAAGCAAUGAUUCAAUUAUUGAAUGGAAUCUUGAAAUCGCUGAAAAGAUUGUAGAUUUCAAAGAAAAACUUGAAUCGCUAGAUACAAAGCCAGUUACCAAGAGUCCAUCUAAAAGUCCAAAAAAAAUUAUUAACAUGAACAUCAAAAGCCGUGCUGAACUUAGACAGAGAGUGUUCGAGAUGGGUGGAGACAAAUCGCAGUUUGAUAAAAUAAGGAGUGAAAUUCUGGAUGAAUUAAUGGGCCAUGUGAUCCCAAAGGCAAUAAAACCCUUUACUUCUAAACCUUUGUGGGAGGUGGUAACACUAGUUGAAUCCGAUGCGAGGUACCGUGUAGUUCCAAGAGUACGAGCUCCGAUUCACACCGCCCUCAACAACCCAGCCAACUAUCUUCUUUGUGAUUGCUGUAAGCUGAAGUAUCCAGGUGAGAUUUUACCAACAAUGCCGGAUAUCUGUAUUGUUUAUAAACUGCACUUGGAAAGUGGGAACUUGAUUAAUAUGUACGAUUGGCUGCAGUCUUUUAAUAUAAUAGUGAAUCCUGGGAAAGAUGACACUGAUAUUGAUCCCAAAGUUCAAGCGAGAUUCACCCAAGCUGUGUCAGAACUGGAAUACAUGGGCUUCAUAAAAUCAUCGAAAAAGAAGAUGGAUCACAUGCAACGAUUAACUUGGGGAGGACAAUCUAAAGUUUAGGAAUAUGAUAGAAUCAAGAAUAAGGACAGAGGACAAUUAACCGCUUCCAGUUCUAUGAUGCUUUUUUUUGCUGACCAUCAUAUGUUACAAGAGAAUUACAAAGUACAGAACAAGGCUUAAGGACAAUCAACAUCUGGUUAGUA